This is a messenger RNA of Iphiclides podalirius (scarce swallowtail), 609 nucleotides long. The record is from the annotation of a GenBank genome assembly. NCBI's taxonomy places the organism in Eukaryota, Metazoa, Arthropoda, Insecta, Lepidoptera, Papilionidae.
AUGGCCAAGAAAACAUACGACUUACUUUUCAAAUUGCUGCUGAUCGGCGAUUCUGGCGUUGGCAAAACUUGCAUAUUGUUCAGAUUUUCAGACAACCACUUUACAACUACUUUCAUAUCCACAAUCGGCAUAGAUUUUAAAAUUAAAACAGUAGAGCUUCGUGGUAAAAAAAUAAAACUACAAAUCUGGGAUACUGCUGGACAGGAGCGUUUCCAUACAAUCACCACAUCAUACUACCGUGGCGCCAUGGGGAUUAUGCUUGUUUACGAUAUAACUAAUGAAAAAACAUUUGAUGACAUUGUGAAGUGGUUAAGAAAUAUAGACGAGCAUGCAAAUGAAGAUGUCGAGAAAAUGAUAUUAGGUAACAAAUGUGACAUGGAAGAAAAGCGUGUAGUCAGCAAAGAACGCGGAGAAGCUAUCGCGCGCGAGCACGGCAUCCGCUUCAUGGAGACGUCGGCCAAGUCGAACAUCAACAUCGAGCGCGCCUUCUCGGAGCUGGCCGAGGCCAUCCUGGACAAGACGGCGGGCCGCGAGGCGGACGCGGACGCGGCGCGCAUCGCCGUCGAGCGCCGCCCCUCGCGCGCCCCGCCCGCGCGCGCCUGCUGCUCC